CUCUCAUGGAAAGAGUUCCAUCGCCAUUUCGCUUCAACUUUCUUUGCGCUGUUGGUAAACACUGUGUAAUCUCUCUUCUCUUAGCGGGUGUUCCGACUGUGGAUUAUAUUCUCCUUCAUUACAGUUUCACAGGAUUGUGUAGAUUUUUACUUCGUACUGCUGGAACAUGGCUGAGGGCAGUGUUUCAACACAACGAGCUGAAGUACUCAUGGACCUUCUGGGGGAGGAGCUUACUAAACUUGAUAGGGCUUUAGCUUUUCGGUAUCGAUCUCCUCCAUUUGUAAGACCAGAUUUUAGGAGAGGUGCCACUAAUGUAAAUCUACAUCCCCCAUUAAAUGAAGUGAGGAAUUCUUUCUCAGAUCUGAAGAAGAAAUUCGGAGAAUGCUUGGAGGGCGUUCAGAGUUUCCCCACAGAGCCGCAGACCAGAGAAGAGUUUCUGAAAUAUUUCCAUCAUCUGACUCUGGAUCCCAACACGGCACAUCGAGAACUCGUUCUGUCUAAGAACAACAGAGUGAUGAGAUACAUAAUGGGUGUUCAGAGUUUACACUCAGAGCCGCAGACCAGAGAAGAGUUUCUGAAAUAUUUCUGUCAUCUGACUUUGGAUCCCAACACGGCACAUCAAGAAUUCAUUCUGUCUGAGGAGAACAGAGCGGUGAGAUACAGUGAGAGAGAGCAGCAGUACUCUGAUCAUCCAGAGAGAUUUGAUUACUGGCCUCAGGUGUUGUGUAAGGAGAGUGUGUGUGGACGCUGUUACUGGGAGGUGGAGUGGGAAAGUGACAUAGGUGUGGCCAUAGCAGUUGUAUAUAAGAAGAUCAGAAGGAAAGGAGAGGGUGAGGAGUGUAUGUUUGCACGUACCAAUCAGUCCUGGAGUCUGGAGUUUCCCUCUGCGUCUUCUUGCUGUUUCUAUCACAACAACAAUAAGACUGAUCUCAGAGCUCCAUCAUCCUCCAGAAUAGGAGUGUAUGUGGAUCACAGUGCAGGAACUCUGUCCUUCUACAGCGUCUCUGACACGAUGGAGCUCCUCCACAGAGUCCGCACCACAUUCACUCAGCCCCUGUACGCUGGGUUUGGGUUCUAUAGGUGUGGUGGGUCUAAGUCAGGACGAAUUAUGAGGCUGCCUGAUGACCGUAAUAUAAUUCGUUGUUAUUCUUUGGUAAACUUACAUUGUUAAACCUUUAAUAUUCAAUUAUUUGUCACAUGUAGCUUACAGCACAGCAAAAUUGUUUUAUGCGUGUCUCAGUUAGAAAAUUGUACAGAGGUUGUUAAGUAUUAAGACAACAUACAAUUGCACUCAAAUUAUUCAACCCACAUAAAAAAAAAAAGUUUUUUUUUUUUGCCCAAAAUUACUAACUUGAAGCUGUUUGUAAUAUAUUGAAAGUGAAAUGAGAGCAAUUUAAACAGCUCAACACAACUAAUAUAACAAGUGACAACUUUAAGACAAUUUUAAAUGAUUACUAAAUUAUUCAACCCCUCUUCAGUACUUUCCUAGUGAAAAUGCUCUAGGUUGUGUAUUUGGGGGACUGAGUAUCUGGGUUUGAGUACUUGCUACAGUACCCCUACACCCGAUAGACAGAUGAGAGGGUUGCGUCAGGAAGAGCAUCCGGUAUAAAACCUGUACCACGAUUGGAUGGACCACUUGGUCAGAGCAGCCAAAGUAAUUUAUUUAUAUAUAUAUAUAUUUUUUAAUUAACCACAAAAUUUACUCUCUUUUUUAUUUUUGGUAUAUUACUCAUGCCUUUGUUAUACAGUAAAAAUUCCUGUAAUGGACUUGUAAUGCAUUAAAUAUAUUUUAAUUUCAUUAAUCGCUGUGUCAGGUAUGUACAAAUGUUCAUACACAGCCUAAUACUAAAUAUACUUAUAGUGCUUUCACAUGAAGGUACCCUUAAUACAUGUAUAAUUGUAUUUUUCAAUAAUUUUAAUGCAACCUAAAUGUGCUAAGUACUAAAUUAGUUAAUCCAAAAUAGCAAACUUUAAGUAUACUAGUCAUUAGUCUGGAGCAAGUACACUUAAGUAUGCUUUUGCAUGCUCGGAUUUAAUGUACUUAGCAUACUUUUUUUUUCCUAUAUUGUAGGUUAAUAGAGCCACCUUUAGCUAUUAUGACCUGGUGUUUCUCAGAGAACUUGUCUCAUUCCUCAUGUGCAAUCACCUGUAGUUCAUUAAGAUUCUUUGAUUUUGCAUGCUGCAACUGCUUUUAUCAAAAUUUUCUAUUGGAUUCAAGUCAGGUAACUGUGAUGGCCUCUUUAGAACCCUUUAGGACUUCAUCUGAAAACAAGCCUUUAUAUAUUUCAAAGUAUGCUUGAGAUCAUUGUCCUGUUGGAAUGUCCAACCACACUGAAGUUUGAUAUGUUCUCUUAACUUUAUAGACAGCUCUCUUGAAUUAGACAUUUCUGACAUGCAGCCAAAAAAUACACUUUAGUGUAUUACAAAUAUAUUGAAGUCUUUGAUAGUACAUUUUUUUGUAAGUAUAUUUGCAAUGUACAAUCAGUUAAUAUAUAAAAGUAUACCAACAUCAUGCUUCUACCAUUUUUUGGAAUUAAACUUUAAAUAUACUUCAAAAUAAUUGUAUUAUGGUACACUUUCCAAAAAUAUAUUAUUUGAAAACAUACCUUAAGUGAAAGGUUGGUUUAAUUUCGAAAGUAUAAUUAUUUAAACUUGUUUUUCAGUGUAUUUUUGGUAUAUUUAAAAAAAAUAUGCUCAAAAUAAUCAUUGUACAAAUGUACAGAAAGUAUACAUUAGAAUAAAAUUUUUUUUAAAAUUCUGUAGUCUCAGUAUAUUAUCAGUUAAAUUUAAAUGUACUUAUAUUUAGUAUUUAUAUUUACUACUCUCUCGUGCGUGCACGCUUUUAGACUCGUUUUUACCUGCUGAAUCCCUCUCUCCCGCGCGUGUGCUCUCAAACUCGUUGUUGUGCGCUGAAAAUCACUUUUGCCCGUUUAAGAUAAUGUAUGUCUGCACCCUCUCACUCUUCUGUUCGCUCAAUGUCAUAAAGCGACACUUGCACAAACUGCAGCGGUGUUAGAUCUCUGCAACUAUUCCAGCCAACCAGAGACUAGAAUCGGUGCGACACCAGCCAAUCAGAAACUGAAGGCAGAUUGAUUCGGACUGUCUGUUUCUUGAUUGGCUUUUUUGUAACCUUGUGCAAAUUAAAUCUGUUGAACUCAUGAAUAAAAUCUGCCUCAUAAUUACUGAUGUAAUGUGUUUCAAAAACAUGUCAUAGUGUAGAAAAUGCAUUUAGCAUUUGUAAAUUAUCCUAAACACCUUUAGUGUACUGGUAAUACAUUUGCAAUACUGUAAUAUAGAAGGUUGACCAGAAGUAUAACAGCUACUGCUGCAAUAAAAAUAUAUACUCAUAGUAUAUUAAUCAUGUAUUUGUAACAGCUGUAAUGUACUUAUAAUACAUUGAAUAUAUAUUUAAAUUGUAUUAAUUAAUAUCAGGUAUGUACGUUGGUACACACACAGCCAUAUACUUUAAGUGUACUAAGUAUACUUAAAGUUGUUCCACUUUAGCACACAAAAGUAUACGUAAUACACAUACAGUACAAAUUUAAUUACAACUUAAAUACACUUAGAACAAAAUUAGUUGUUCCAAAAUAGCAAACUUCAAGUAUUAGUGUAAGGUUUUAUAAUGUAGUAAGAUUCCUGUGCUCUGAGAACAGACCCCUCACUGUGUUUCCUCAUGUCUUCUGUGGUAACACCUUCUAUAUCCUGUAUCCAGACGAGGAUACAUCCAAAUGGCUCGUGUCUGCUAGAAUCCUUUUGUUUAAUCAGGAGAAUGCAAAUGUAUCUCCUCUCACCUGUCUGUCUCCGGGUUCCUCUAUGACUGACAUGUUAAUGAUGGUUCUUUUGAUGUUCGGGACGUAGCACCGUUUAAAUGUGCUCUCUUUGCUGAGAAUAAACAGAGAUCUUCAGACAUCA
Molecule: messenger RNA, 3912 nt
Organism: Clarias gariepinus (North African catfish)
Lineage: Eukaryota; Metazoa; Chordata; Actinopteri; Siluriformes; Clariidae
Product: tripartite motif-containing protein 16-like
Exons: 7
Coding region: 167-1171 (334 amino acids)
Molecular function (GO): protein binding
Source: RefSeq, a predicted model, not a curated record